AAGGGAAGGGGGCCCGCCCACAUCUGGCAAUGCCGUGCAACGCGCCUUUGCGCAGUCGCGACAUGGACGGCGCCAUUAACGUUAGUUAUCAUCGCGAAUCACCAUGGCACUUGCCCAGUUCCAGUCCUCAACAACUGUCAACUGCCAUCGGUACAGGUACUUUCCUUACUGUGUGUCACCUUCCUCUGACUUGCGCCCGACAAUUUCCCGCAAGCCCUCACCUUGAUCCCAUUCGUUCCUUCAAGUUUUCACUAUUACCUUACUUACUGCAAUCGCUGUUUGAUUGACCACCGAGUCACAUUUCUUUCUCCCAGCACAAACCGCCCUACACAUGUCGCUUCUCAGUCGACACUUACGAUGGAAGAGAGUGAGAUUCAGCAGCUCCGGGACGAGCGAGAGCUGGCGACAGUGAUGCUAGAGUCCCUAAUCGACACCGACUACCCCGGCGCUGAAGAGGAGCGCGCUGCACAGAGAGCGGAUAUUGCCCGCUUUGACAGAUUGAUCGCAAAGGCAGAGCGAGGCGAGCUGGCCGUCGAGGACAAUGAUAACGAAGUGGACUUUUCGUUUCCCAACUCGAGACCUAGCCCUCCAAGAGCAGCGACGCCUGGGCCUUCAAACGAAAGUCUACUUAGCCAGCAGACUCUCCAGGAGACCUGGGCGCCUCGCCCUCGUACACCUCCAAGCGCUAUGCCGCAGACACAGCCACGCUCGGCGAAUCUCCCGAGCAGGAAGCGCGAGCGCAGCUCGACGAUCACCAACGCUGAACCUCAACCAAAGUCGCGAAGGUCGACACCGACGCCAGCGCCAGCCCGCGGUCCUGCACCUCCUGCCUCGAGUCGCAACGAAGUGGGGUCUAUGGACGAUUUCGAUUUCAUCGAUCUAACUGGGUUUGAUGACGAGGACGAUGGCGAAAGUGCGUAUCAAAGGGCUCGUUCAGAUCACCAUAGGAGGUGGAGGGAUGCCCACCGAAACGGACUGCAAGAAGCUCGUUCAUCUGCCACACCAAGUGUCCCGAUACAUACCUAUCGUCCUGCUGCUCCGGCUCACCCUCAUUACGUAGGCCAAAGUAUGCCCGGACAGUGGCCGGUGGAAGGCAACGGUGCCCCCGCCCCUCGUCGAACAUCCACAGCGGAGAAUAGCAAUGACCCAUGGUCGUUUUUGAAUGAUAUCGAAUAUGCCCCAUUCAACCCCAGCCCCGCGCAGAACCGAGGUGGACCUCCAAGGGGGUUUGUGAUCAACGGCCCCCCCAUUCCCUCACAACCCGUUCAGCCGCUGUAUCAUCCAACACAACCAGGGAUCCCGGGAUUUAUGAACGUUGCCAGAGGAGUGCUAGGAGAUGGCAUGCGUCAAGUUGGCAAUGGUCUCCAAGGUAUCAUCAACAGGACAGCCGACUUCGACUAUGUCAAUAUGCUCGAUCCAAUGGGGAACCCCUUGAGCGAACGGCACAGCCGACUUGCCGACAUGAUGCAAGAUUCUCGAGUCUCUGAAAAAGAACUGGAGGAUCUCUUCAAAAACAUUCGGCCCGAUAUGGACAUACCCGAAGGCAACCGUGGCAGCACCCCAGCGGGUCUCGAUGGGACACUCUACCCUCAUCAAGAGGUUGCCUUGACAUGGUUGAAGCAAAUGGAAGAGGGCACCAACAAAGGAGGCAUCCUAGCCGAUGACAUGGGCCUUGGCAAAACCAUCUCCAUGAUCUCGCUCAUGCUCGAAAGAAAAGCGGAUGGCCGCCCGAAAACGAACUUGGUCGUUGGCCCGGUAGCCCUCACGCGACAGUGGGAGGCCGAAGUCAAAUCAAAGAUCCGUUCUUCACACCGCAUGUCGACUUUCAUACAUCAUAGUAGCAAGAAAGCAAGUCGACAAGAAUUGAUGAAAUACGACGUUGUAUUGACUACAUAUGGCACUCUCGGCUCCGAAAUGAGCCGCAUGGCCAAGAUGAAGGACGAGAAGCGCACCAUCGACUGGGAGGAUCGUACCAACGACCUCAAAUUCCCCCUACUACAUCCAAAAACAAAGUUUUACCGCAUCAUGCUGGAUGAGGCACAAUCCAUCAAGAAUGUGAAAACAUGGGCGGCCAAGGCCGCCCACGAGCUGCAAUCGGAGUAUCGCUGGUGUCUGACGGGCACCCCCAUGAUGAAUGGAGUUCGAGAGCUCUUUUCUCUCAUACAAUUCCUCCGAAUCAAACCUUAUUGUGAAUUCGAGGAAUUCAAGAAGACCUUUGGCCGGCUUUUUGGACUCAAUGGAGCACCACAAGCGCAUGCCAUGAAACAGCUUCGCAUCCUACUGAAGGCUAUCAUGCUCAGGCGCAAGAAGGACUCUCUGCUCGAUGGAAAGCCCAUCUUGCAACUCCCGCCCAAGACAGAGGACGAGAUUCAUGUUAAAUUUUCAGAGGACGAGAGUUCAUACUACAAGACACUGGAAACCAAGUCGCAGGUCAUCUUCAACAAGUACCUCCGCGAGGGUACGGUCGGCAAAAAUUACUCUAACAUCCUGGUAUUGCUGCUGCGGCUCAGACAAGCGUGCUGCCAUCCCCAUUUGAACAUCGACCUGGACGAGUCGGGGUCGUCGCCAGGCUCCACGGUGGCAGCCUCAGACAAAGCUCUGAGAGAGCUUGACCCUAGCACCGUUGAACGUAUCAAGGCGACAGAGGCAUUUGAGUGUCCUAUCUGCUACGACGCUGUUCCGAACCCAUCCUUCUUCGUGCCCUGCGGGCAUGACAGCUGCUCGGAAUGCCUGGCGCAGCUGAUUGACAAGGCGCUGACCGAUGGAUUGGGAGGAGAUGAGGGCAACGGCGCAUUCUGCAAAUGUCCGGAGUGCCGCACGCACUUCAACCCAAAGAUGUGUUUCAAUUUUGAGACCUUCAAGGAAGUCCACAUGCCUGACCCUACAAAGGCCGAAGCCUCUGGCGUAAAGGACGAAGACAAGUCGGAGACCGAAUGGGAAACUGACACUGACGUUGGAGCCGAAGAUGAGGUUGACGGCAAGGGCAACUUGAAGGAUUUCAUUGUCGAUGACAGUUUCUCGAGCAGUGACGAAGAUGACAAAGGCAAGGCUAGGGCGGACGAGCCACCCAAAAAGCGCUAUCGCAGAAAGAAGAAGCCAUCGAAGGAUAAGGGCAAGGCAAAGGCUGAAGAGGAUGAUACCACGGACGUGAAGCCCACGAUGCUGGCACAGCUACGGAAAGACGGCCGGAAGAACCAGCACUUGUACAAGAAAUACAUGGCUUACUUGCGCAAGACCUGGUUGCCAUCGGCCAAGGUUACCGAAUGCAUGAAGCUGCUGCGCAGCUUUGAGGACACGGACGGCGCGAAAACGAUCAUUUUCUCACAAUGGACACUCCUUCUCGAUCUUCUCGAGGUCGCCAUUGGGCGCGAGGAACUUCCCGGCAAGCUGGUACGAUACGACGGCGGCAUGUCCUCUGGGCAGCGCAACGAGGCAGCACUCAACUUUGAGCGGAAACCGGACAUCAAAGUUAUCCUCGUCUCCCUUCGAGCUGGCAACGCUGGCCUCAACUUGACUGCUGCGUCACGUGUGAUCAUCAUGGAUCCUUUCUGGAACCCAUACAUUGAAAUGCAGGCUGUCGAUCGGGCGUAUCGAAUUGGCCAGAAGAAAGAGGUCAAGGUGUACCGUAUCCUCACGCAAGAGACAGUGGAGGAUAGGAUUGUCGAACUGCAGACGAAGAAGAAAGAAGUCGUCGAGGCCGCCCUAGACGAGGAUGAGAGCAAGAAGAUUGGUAGACUCUCGCACGCGGAACUCAAGUACCUGUUUACUGGUUCAAGGAAUUGAGCAUGAGGAGCAGCAAUGCGCUUGUACGACAGGCGGAGAGCGUCAUUUUUGCCUACGAUGUGGUUAUGAUUGUUUGUAAGGCGUUUGGGGAGAUGAAUAAUUAACAUGGCACGGGAGAUAAGUACCCUGAUGAGAUAUUACUGGCCAAAGUAGCUACAUUGCUUAGAUUAGAUG
Emericellopsis atlantica is the source of this 3957-nucleotide messenger RNA. Its product is annotated as SNF2 family N-terminal domain-containing protein. Bases 358 to 3783 code for a protein of 1141 amino acids. NCBI's taxonomy places the organism in Eukaryota, Fungi, Ascomycota, Sordariomycetes, Hypocreales, Bionectriaceae. The record is from RefSeq and is a predicted model, not a curated record. Gene Ontology annotation, molecular function: ATP binding; ATP-dependent chromatin remodeler activity. The transcript is spliced from 3 exons. Gene Ontology annotation, cellular component: cytoplasm.